CGGGGACGGACGCGGGAGCUGCGCGGCGGGGCCAAAGCCGGGUGUGGACUCGGUGGGGCUUGCGGAGGAGCCGCUGCGCCGCUUGCAGAUUUUUCUCCCGGCGACGCGCAUCUCUCCGGCUGGCCGCUACCUCGCCCGGCGUCCGGUCCGGACCGGGAGCGCUUUUGCUAUGCUCAGAGGAGAUCCUCCCGCCAUGCGCUGGGCGCUGCGGUGGCUGCUGCUGGCGGGGCUGCUGGGCUCGCCGCCCUGCGGAGGGGGCAUAUUAGGAGCAUCUGCUGAUCCUUCACCCACCAACGCGACUCUGCUUUCCGUCACCACCGUUUCUUCUUCCAAGAAAACAUCGGAGAACGUGACCACCUCGGCUCCCACUUCACCACUAGGGGCGCCCUUGAGCAAAGCUGCCACUCUGCCACCCUCCCCUACUUCUCCGCUUGGGGUGGACCCACCCAAGGUCCCUACAACGGCGACUUCUGUCAAAACCACCCCCCCUUCUUUGCCCACGAAGCGUGGAGGCACUACCGCCACCGCCACCGCCGUCAUCGCUGCAAGCACAACGGCCUCGCGGGCUCCGGUGUUGUCUACCACCCACACCACUUCUUCGGGGAUUGUUGUGAAAGACCUCCCCUCCACCGGCGGGACGACAACGGUGACCCUUUCUCCCUCCUCGCCUUCGUCCUCAACGCCGGUCAGGUCCACAGCGGAGAGCCCAGGGUCUCCACUCACUCCUACAAAAAUUCCUGCCGUGCCUAGAAUUGUCAGUGCUCCUACAACCGUAGCGACUGUUGCGACCGCAAAAACCGGAACAACAAGCAAAGAUAAAUUAUUGACGUCGCUCACCUCGCCCAUCACGCUGUUGACAACCACGAUGGCCAAACCUUCAGCACCUCCCAGCAGCUCCACCGUUCACUCCUCAAGUAGCGGCUUUUCCACUCGCCCAGAAUGGAAGCCGAUGCCUCCGGCUUUGACCCCGGGGACCACAAUUCCUCAGGAGUCUCAUGUCCCCUCUCCUUCCAUCCAGACGAACCUGAGUUCUGUGCAAGGCCAGACUAAGAUCGUUUGUGAGGAUAAGAUGCCCCCACAGGAGAAGGCGAUCAUCCUCACCUUAAACGAGUCACGGCCUUGUCACAGUUUGCAGGGAAGCCCACUGAAGGAGGUUCUUGUGGAGGUGCUUUGCAAAGCGUUGAAGCCCAACUUCAACCCGAAUCGGGAUGACUGCACGAUCACGCUGGCUUCGGACCCGGAGGAUCUGAAGAGAGUGGCUGUGAUCAAAACAUCUGUGCAAACACACUUCGUGGAUGAGGAAUUAUCCGAAGCUCUGGCUGCAAAGAAGACAGAACUAGAGAAGUUUGGCGUUAACAACAUCACCUAUGGUGGCCGACCCCUGGACGCUGAGCCCAAGGAUCAUUUGAGCCUUCCUCUGAUUAUCACCAUCAUCUGCAUGGCUGCCACUCUGCUUCUCGUAGCUGCCAUCUACGGCUGCUGUCACCAACGUAUUUCUCAGAGAAAGGACCAGCAGCGCCUGACAGAAGAGCUGCACACCAUCGAGAACGGCUAUCACGACAACCCCACGCUGGAGGUGAUGGAGACCUUCUCCGAAAUGCAGGAGAAGAAAGUGAACUUGAACGGGGAGCUGGGGGACAGCUGGAUCGUGCCCAUGGACAGCCUGGGCAAGGACGAGCUGGACGAAGAGGAAGACACCCAUUUAUAAGCGGUGGGGCGCGUGCGUGCGUUUUCGUUUUCUAACAAAAAGGAAAGAAGAGAGGGGAGGAGGAGCGUAGGAAAAGGUGGAACUUCACGCUGGCUGCUCUCUGCCCCCACCCCCCCCUUUUCUUCAAAUUUCUAUAAAGAUGGAAAACUCAAAAUCUUCAGCCACAAGUGCCGACGCGGGAAGGAUGAUGGGCUGUGAAUGGCAACAGACGGAUCGGGCGGGCGCCUGCCAAAUAUUUGCGAUUUAUUUUUUAUUAUUAUCAACGUUCCUUUUAAGCCCACUGGCUUCCUGAGCAAACUUUAUAUGUAUGCCUACUGAUUUUUAAGGACAGUGCCUCCUCUUUUAAGCAUGGCUGACAGAUGUCAGUAAAGGGGAAUCUGGAGAAAUAUCACAAAUUCGUCCCGGACAAGGGGACCC
Messenger RNA from Thamnophis elegans (Western terrestrial garter snake), 2125 nucleotides. It is a transcript of the gene PODXL, whose product is annotated as podocalyxin like. Lineage: Eukaryota; Metazoa; Chordata; Lepidosauria; Squamata; Natricidae. The transcript is spliced from 8 exons. Gene Ontology annotation, cellular component: microvillus membrane; apical plasma membrane. The record is from RefSeq and is a predicted model, not a curated record. The coding region runs from base 170 to 1708 and encodes 512 amino acids. Gene Ontology annotation, biological process: negative regulation of cell-cell adhesion; regulation of microvillus assembly; cell migration.